GCACUCCAGUGCUUGAAUUUUGUUGCGUUGUGUAGCUCCAGGGGAAGACUGGCAAUGAAGAGAAGCUAUGAAGGGAGCAUCUGCAUAGCAGGCAGACACAGGACACCAGUGACCAUGUCGAAGCACCACGAUGCGGGGACUGCUUUCAUCCAGACCCAGCAGCUGCAUGCUGCUAUGGCAGACACCUUCCUGGAGCACAUGUGCCGCUUGGACAUCGACUCGGAGCCAACCAUCGCGAGAAACACUGGCAUCAUCUGCACCAUUGGCCCAGCCUCCCGCACCGUGGAAAAGCUGAAGGAAAUGAUUAAAUCUGGAAUGAAUGUUGCCCGCCUCAACUUCUCUCACGGCACCCAUGAGUAUCAUGAGGGCACAAUCAAGAAUGUGCGAGAAGCUACAGAGAGCUUUGCCUCUGAUCCCAUCACCUACAGACCUGUGGCUAUUGCACUGGAUACCAAGGGACCUGAAAUCCGAACCGGACUCAUUAAGGGAAGUGGCACAGCAGAAGUGGAGCUGAAGAAGGGUGCACCGCUCAAAGUGACCCUGGAUGAUGCCUUCAUGGAGAAAUGCGAUGAGAACGUGCUGUGGGUGGACUACAAGAAUCUCAUCAAGGUUGUAGAUGUUGGCAGCAAAAUCUAUGUGGAUGAUGGUCUGAUUUCCUUGCUGGUUAAGGAGAAAGGCAAGGACUAUGUCAUGACGGAGAUCGAGAAUGGCGGCAUGCUCGGCAGCAAGAAGGGAGUGAACCUGCCUGGUGCUGCAGUCGACCUGCCUGCGGUCUCUGAGAAGGACAUUCAGGACCUAAAAUUCGGCGUGGAGCAGAACGUGGAUAUGGUGUUUGCUUCCUUCAUCCGCAAAGCUGCUGAUGUCCAUGCAGUCAGGAAGGUGCUAGGGGAAAAGGGAAAGAACAUCAAGAUUAUCAGCAAGAUCGAGAACCACGAGGGUGUGCGCAGGUUUGAUGAGAUCAUGGAGGCCAGUGAUGGCAUCAUGGUGGCCCGUGGUGACUUGGGAAUCGAGAUCCCUGCUGAGAAAGUCUUCCUUGCCCAGAAGAUGAUGAUUGGGCGCUGCAACAGGGCUGGCAAACCUAUCAUUUGUGCCACUCAGAUGCUGGAAAGCAUGAUCAAGAAACCUCGCCCAACCCGUGCUGAGGGCAGCGAUGUUGCUAACGCUGUCCUGGAUGGAGCGGACUGCAUCAUGCUGUCUGGAGAGACUGCUAAGGGAGACUACCCGCUUGAGGCAGUUCGCAUGCAGCACGCUAUCGCCCGGGAGGCCGAAGCCGCUAUCUUUCACAGGCAGUUAUUUGAGGAACUGCGUCGUCUGACUUCCCUCAACUGCGAUCCCACGGAGGCCGCUGCUGUUGGCGCUGUGGAAGCGUCCUUCAAGUGCUGCAGCGGGGCCAUUAUUGUCCUCACCAAGUCUGGAAGGUCGGCACACCUGGUGUCCCGAUACCGCCCGCGGGCUCCCAUCAUCGCUGUGACCCGUAACGACCAGACUGCACGCCAGGCCCACCUCUACCGGGGCAUCUUCCCUGUCCUCUGCAAAGAACCGGCCCACGACGCCUGGGCAGAAGAUGUGGACCUCCGUGUCAACCUGGGCAUGAAUGUCGGCAAAGCGCGUGGGUUCUUCAAGAGUGGAGACCUGGUGAUCGUGCUGACGGGCUGGCGCCCCGGCUCUGGCUAUACCAACACCAUGCGCGUGGUGCCCGUUCCCUGAGUGCCCUGCUCCUGCUGGCGCCCCCGUUUCCCCCUCACCCUCUGCU
Messenger RNA from Mesitornis unicolor (brown roatelo), 1753 nucleotides. It is a transcript of the gene PKM, whose product is annotated as pyruvate kinase, muscle. Lineage: Eukaryota; Metazoa; Chordata; Aves; Mesitornithiformes; Mesitornithidae. Gene Ontology annotation, molecular function: pyruvate kinase activity; magnesium ion binding; potassium ion binding. The transcript has 11 exons. The coding region runs from base 55 to 1707 and encodes 550 amino acids. The record is from RefSeq and is a predicted model, not a curated record. Gene Ontology annotation, biological process: cellular response to insulin stimulus; glycolytic process. Gene Ontology annotation, cellular component: cytoplasm.